Leptopilina heterotoma is the source of this 3121-nucleotide messenger RNA. RefSeq lists its product as uncharacterized. Gene Ontology annotation, molecular function: beta-N-acetylhexosaminidase activity; protein binding. Bases 290 to 3109 code for a protein of 939 amino acids. Gene Ontology annotation, biological process: carbohydrate metabolic process. The transcript has 11 exons. The record is from RefSeq and is a predicted model, not a curated record. NCBI's taxonomy places the organism in Eukaryota, Metazoa, Arthropoda, Insecta, Hymenoptera, Figitidae.
UCAUGCACUUGUAAAUGCAUUUGUAUAUCUGACACUUCUGUUUCGGUUUUUAUCGAACUUUGUUUUUUAAUAAUAAAUAAAUUGUUUAUUAACUAUUUUAAAACGUGAAAUAGUAGAGAAAGAUUCAGGGUAAUUAGUUUAAAAUUAUUGUUCGUGAACAAUAAUUACCGGUUGUUUUAAAUGCAAUGACAAAAGGUUGUCAAAACAGGUUUGACAGUGAGACGUGGCUCUAAAUUUUAUUUAUUUACUGUGUUAAAAAAUAAUGUUAAUUAAAUAAAGAGGCUUAGAAAUGCAAGAUAUUUGUGAAAAUAUUCGCACAGCAGUAGAACACGGUCGUACAGAUAUUAUAAGAUCUAUACUAGACGCAUGUGAUAAUGGAAAUGCUACCGAUGGUAUUACUAAAGAUAAAAUUUUAAAUCAACCACUACUUGAUGAAGGAACCUUCUUGUGUUAUGCUUCCAAGGCAAAUCAAGUGGAUGUCGUUAGAACACUAUUAAGUUGUGGUGCCGACCCGGCGAUUCAAAAUGCGCAGGGUCAUAAUGCACUGGAUGUAGCUUCCAGCGAAAUAGUUCGUCAUAUUUACGUUGAAGAAUUAUUGAGAGCUACUGCAGCUUCUGAGAUAGAAAGAGUUGAACAAUUAUUAGUCUCGGGUAUAAAUGUAAAUUCCUGGGACUCUGAGGGCAGUAAAAAUACUCCAUUACACUGGGCUGCGUGUUAUGGUAAUAAAGAGAUCGUCGCUUUUCUCAUUGAUAGAGGAGGUGACGUAAAUUCCCAAAAUGGUUGUGGAGCUACUCCCCUUCAUGAUGCGGUGAAUCGUGGCGAUGUCAUAAUUUGUGAAGAAUUAUUAUGCUCUGGAGCAAAUCCUCUCAUUCGUGCAGUUAAAGGACAAUUCACGGGAAAAACUCCGUAUGAUCUUGCACGGAUUAAUCCUGCCUUAAGAGCCUUAUUUCAAAAAUUUGUGCCUAAUUCAUUUUCAAAAGAGUGCGAAGCCUUGCACAGUCCGACGAAACAAUUUCCCGAUGUUAAUUUCACACAACAAACAGUCUCUGUACACACCAGUCAACCUUCGUUGGAAUCAAAUAAAUCUUCGGAGCCAGGAUACGAAAUUUCCAAUCGAGAAUCGAGCAUUGAAAGUCCGCUUAGAUCGAUAGCGAAUAAAAAUGGAAUUUAUAGUCUUCUAUGGCCCGAGCCAAAAACAAUUUUAGAACUUGGAAAUUCAUCUUCGCCAUUCAUUGUCGGCAAGGAGCUCUUUAUUUCUAUAAUCCAGGGUACCGAGUCGAUUCAUAAAAUUCUCGAUGUUUGGGAAAUAAGUAGAACGCAUUUAUUGGAACUUGGAUUUGAUGUGAAAAUUGGCGAGGUUCAACCGCCAUCGGGAAGAUGGUUGGCCGACAAUAGAAUUGAAUGUAUUGUGAAUAAGAAAUUAUUUAACGUACAAGAAGGUUAUCAACUUCACAUAUCACAGAAUGCAAUUAAAAUAAGCGCUGGAAGUUUAGCAGGUUUACAUUAUGCCGUUUGCACAUUUGUACAAAUUCUUAGACUGAGUCGAAAUCCAAAUGCACCAGAGGUUUGUGAACUUGAAAGUGUCAUGAUAAAAGAUGAACCACGUUUCAAGCAUCGUGGAAUAUUACUUGACAUCUCGCCAAGGGGACGUAUUCCCACAUUGGAAUAUCUAUUGCACAUGAUUGAUCUGUGGUCGGCCUUUAAAAUAUCGCAUUUACAUUUAUAUUCAAGACUGACGCCAAGCUAUGAUUGGCAACUUUGUUACUCGAGAUCGGAAAUGGUCACUCUCGAUCGGUACUGCAAAGAUCGUCAUUUGGAUUUAGUGCCGGCACUGGAUGUUGAUUCGAAUGUGACGCAGCGUCAUCUCUCGCAAAUGUGGCCGAUUUUUCAGGAGUUACUGGCAACAUUUCCAAGUUUAAGUUACGUUCACGUGGGACCAAGAUUAGCUAGCUUGUUAGUGCAACCAGACAAUUUAGAUUUAAAUGUCUCGAUUAACGAGACUGUUGAGACUGAUAUGUCGGAAGUAUUCAAAUCCUACUCGUGUUUACAAGAACUUUGGCACAUUUUAAAUUUGAACUUUGAUACUACUUUGCUACUGUGUUCAAAUGGUCUACAUUCCAAGGUGGAAUUCCGGAGCGUUUCUAGUAAUGUGAUUUUAGUUGAAUACGGUUUUCAGUCAGAUUAUGAUUUUUCUGAAUGGACUGAGCCAUUUCGAGUUGCUGGAGGAAAUGUUCUUCCAAGUUCAGGAACUGCGAGUUACAAUAGUCUUGCCGGUUGUCCGGCUUCGACUUUUGCAAAUACGAAAAAUGCAGUGAAAACGGCAAUGGAACAAGAUUCAAUUGGAAUAAUUGUGGCUCAUUGGUCGGGAAGUCAUCAUUUGACUCCUCAUACAUUUGCGUGGGUUGGAUAUCUAAUUGGAGCUGGAUUAUCGUGGAAUCCAGCGACUGAAAUUGACAUGGGAUUCACCGAAACCUGUGAUAAUUUCGAACAAGUUGGACCACUUAAGCGUCAUUGUAGGUCACUAAGCAAAUUAUUAGACUCACACGUAUUUUACGAUUUGGAAUUCAGAAUAGGAAGUGCAAUUUUGGAAUUAGGACGUGUCGAUACAUUUGUUUUAAUUUUAAGUAAGAAUCAAAGUGCUGAUGACCUGCAACAAAUACCUGACAAUAGGGGGUCAACUUUAUACAGAUUGUUAACUGAUCCCGAUAAUGUUAAUUUAGAAUAUCUUUCAGCUGAUUUGUUUUUGAAAAUGACGAAACAAAUAAAACGAGUUUCCCAUUCGCUUUAUGAGGGAAAUGUGACUGCUAAAUUCGCCUCGAUGGAAAUGCAGGAACUUCAAUUGACCGCGGAUCUGAUGUUGACGGCUUGUAAAAUAGGAAGAACGUUGAUCGGCGUUGGAGUUAAUCCAAACAGCAAUAUGGGAUUAGCAGUGAUUAAUUUAGGUAUCAGCAAUUUACCACCAACUUUUCGCACAGACGUUGCAAAUAAAAUGCUGGCUCACAUUGAACAGUAUAAGGGUGCCUGGCUACAGAGACACCUUCCACAGGGUCUUCAAAGCUCAUUAUUGGUAUUAACCAGUGCUUUGCAUAGAUUUGUGCCUGAGACGUAAAUUCUUGUUUUU